CACUCACACGCGCGGGCCCGACCGGGGCGGCCGAACCGCCUGGCUCGGCUGCCGCCAGGUGGCCACCACCUCGUCGUCUCAGCUCCGCCUCGCCUUCCAAUAUCUCUCUUCCUUCGCCGCCGCCGCGCGCGCACUCUCCUUCUCCUAGGCUUCUCUACGCAUCGUCGCCUUGGCCCCGAUGGAGAUGGCGUGCUUCAACGGCUCGCUCUCGCCGCGCCUGACCUGCGACCGGCCGCGGGGUAGGCACGCGCACUGUAGAGCGGCGCUGCGGUACCUCCCGCAGCGCGCGGCCUCCUUCCCCGGGCGGCUCGCACGCGGCGCGGCGGUGGGUCGUGGCAGGAGGCGGCUCGCGGCGGCGGCGGAGCCGCAGACCUUGCAGGAGCAGCCGGCGCGGACGGAAGGGUCGGGUGCCGCCGAGGCUUGCUCCAAGCUGAUCCUUGUCGUCGGCGGGACCGGUGGCGUUGGGCAGUUAAUUGUAGCAUCUUUGCUGAGCAGGAACAUCAAGUCAAGGUUGCUCCUAAGAGACCCCGAAAAGGCAGCGUCUCUAUUUGGCAAGCAGGAUGAGAGCGUUCUGCAGGUUUACAAAGCGGACACAAGAAAUACUAAUGAUUUGGAUCCACAAAUGUUUGAGGGAGUUACGCACGUGAUCUGUUGUACUGGGACUACAGCAUUUCCGUCAAAGCGCUGGGAUGGAGAUAACACUCCAGAACGUGUAGAUUGGGAUGGUAUCCGAAAUCUGGUUAGCGCCCUGCCACAGACAAUCAAGAGACUGGUUCUUGUGUCAUCCAUUGGUGUUACAAAAUACAAUGAACUGCCAUGGAGUGUCAUGAAUCUCUUCGGUGUGCUCAAGUACAAGAAGAUGGCAGAAGACUUUGUCCGCAAUUCAGGCAUACCAUUCACCAUUAUCAGGCCUGGAAGAUUGACUGAUGGGCCCUACACUUCGUAUGAUCUUAAUACGCUUCUUAAAGCUACAGCUGGAGAGCGACGAGCAGUAGUUAUAGGCCAAGGUGACAAGCUUGUGGGGGAAGUUAGCAGACUGGUGGUGGCAGAAGCUUGUAUCCAAGCUUUGGAUAUUGAAUCCACUGAAGGACAAAUAUAUGAGAUUAAUUCAGUGAAGGGCGAAGGACCUGGAACGGACCCAGAGAAAUGGAAGGUGCUAUUCAGAUCUGUUCAAUCAAACUAGUGGCAUUCUGUGAAGCUCUAUGAUACAUUGUAUAUUGUACUGUAGUGUAAUUCCAUUGAAGCAGCAUAAUCCAUUAGUCAUUGUCUCAUUGAACAGUAGCAAUUAUGUAUACAGAUUUAGGUUCAAUCACUUGCAAGUUGCACAGAUUGUUUGGUUUGUGUACAUGAUGUGAGCACGCAGAUACGACCAUUGCCUCCCAAAAGGGAUUGCUGGUGUUGGAAAGUAAAGUGCAAUAUUCAUUGGGUUUGGUA
Messenger RNA from Phragmites australis (common reed), 1434 nucleotides. RefSeq names its product sanguinarine reductase. The coding region runs from base 179 to 1183 and encodes 334 amino acids. NCBI's taxonomy places the organism in Eukaryota, Viridiplantae, Streptophyta, Magnoliopsida, Poales, Poaceae. The transcript is spliced from 9 exons. The record is from RefSeq and is a predicted model, not a curated record.